Molecule: messenger RNA, 1297 nt
Organism: Sinocyclocheilus anshuiensis
Lineage: Eukaryota; Metazoa; Chordata; Actinopteri; Cypriniformes; Cyprinidae
Product: ribonuclease P protein subunit p25-like protein
Exons: 2
Coding region: 489-1121 (210 amino acids)
Biological process (GO): tRNA 5'-leader removal
Cellular component (GO): ribonuclease MRP complex
Molecular function (GO): RNA binding
Source: RefSeq, a predicted model, not a curated record
AGAUCCCAGCUCCGCCGGCACGUGGAGGAAGACGAGAAACAGAAAAGGACAACGAAGGAGAGGAAGAUGCAUUCCGGUGAACGAGUACGCAGGACAAUGGGACAGAGCGGAGGUCUGGAAAACCCAAGACAAGAGCUGGAUCUUUAACUGGAUCGUCCCACAGAAGUACAGUAAGUGUGCUGUCCGAAGCCCAGAACACCUCGUAGGAACUGCCCCUUCAUUUCCAGAAGUUCAAAUCUAAGUUUACCAGGCUGAUUGGAUGCUGUUUUUAAAGAGACACGUGGGCAAUUCACACCCUUUUAGCUUUGCAUAUCUAUGUUUUUUUAUUUAUAUUGUCUGUUUAUGAAGUCAUGAGUUUAGUUUCCGUGUUCUUCUGGUUCAAGCGAUUCGCCCGCAAGACACUAAUCACGGAUGCUAUUGUGCAAUUGCAUGUGAUGUGAGUGUUUAAGAUGAGGGAAUGAUUUGAAAUCACUACCAGACAUCCUCUCAUGGAUCUCAGCAUCGAUCGGGACGCCUGUCUGUCCGUUCCGGGUCAGACUCCAAGCGUCUCCGCCUCGUCGCCUUUGCUUAAACAGACUCACGCAGGCGGGUUUAAGAAAGUGUGUCGGAUUGAAGAGGAAAGCACGUGUCCGUUCCCCGGCCUGCCGGCAGGUGUGCUACAAAUGAGGGUGAAGGAGGGCAGCAAGAUUCGCAAUCUCAUGGGUUUCGCCAUGGCACGCAUGCAGGACGAAGCCCGGGACGCCGGUCAAACCGGACUGAGACAGGUCGUGUUCACCGGGUCCGGACGAGCCGUGACCAAAACCAUCACGUGCGCCGAGAUCAUGAAAAGAAAGCUCGGCGGCCUCCAUCAGAUGACCAAGCUGCAGUACAAGGGUCUGCGAGAGGUCUGGGAGAGCCAAGAAGGAGGCGAUUCGGAGGUGACCGUCCACCGGACGCUUCCCUCCAUCAGCAUCCUGCUCUCCAAAGACCCGCUGGACCCGCUGGAACCGGGCUACCAGCCUCCGGAGAACAGCUUGUGGGAGGAGAGGAACGGAGGAGAAGCUUCACAGGCGGCGGAGAAACGAUCUGUAGACUCAUCUGAGAUUCCAACGGAGCCACUGGCAAAGAGGGUCUGUCUCUGAGGAUUAUGGGUGUGUUAAAGACGACCGUUUCCACCGAAAGCUCUGAAACUCUCUCAGAACCAGCCUUGAAAGCUGAAUGAACCGGUCCGGAUCCAUGCAAACAUCUCAGAUGGACAUCAGUCAGAUGCUUCAUAACGGCUCGCACUGCUGGAAAGAUGCUGCGUUCAUUUAUUAAA